GGAGGAAGGGGUGCCCUAUAGUGGGGAAUGCCUGGAGGAGGGGUGCAGUACAGCUCCAAACAGCCCUGUCCCACCAUCCUUCAUUCAGUCCACUCAUCCAUUUGUUGUCAGUCCACCUGCUUCAGCCUGGCUGCCCUAGGAAUUUAGGUCCUACUCCUAGGACUAAGGAGCCCUGGGUUCGCUUUGGACAGACUAAAUUUCACUUGGGAGAAGGAAGUGCUGUCACCUGGGUUCCCUCGGGGGUCACAUUAUUUACAGAUCUCAGCGGGCUGGAGAAACACUGACAGACCAACAGAGAUGCUACAAGCCUCAGGCAGAGGCACACAUGAAGUCCUUGCUGGAUUAGGAGUAUGUGUCAAUCCCAGUGAGGACCUAUGGGAAUUUCCUGAGCAGGAAAGAAACUGACAUAGCCGCCGGGCCCAGAGACCCCCAGACUCAUCAUCCUCCCUGCCAUAGACAUCAUCAUUAGCCAAGCAUAGAACUGGAGUUGGCUCCAGAUGCACACAGGAAGGCUCAGACAGGCUCAGAGCUCAGACUGUCUUUACCCUGAGAGCAAGGGAGGAGGUGUUGAAGGGUUGGGAGUGUGUGACCAGAUUUAAGUUUUAGAAAAAUCCUCUGGCUGCUGUGUGGAAAAGACAUGGAGGGGGCAAAAACAGAGACACAGAAAGAGUUGUUACAGUCCUCUAGAGAAGGGGGCUAGUGGAGGUGAGAGAAGGGCCAGGUUCCAGUGCUUUCUAGGGGAGGCAGGGGGAACAGGACUUCAUGAUGGAUUGGAUGGGACUGGGAGGUGGCCAUGCUGAUGCCCUGGGUUCGAACUGGAGCAAAUAGGAAGAGAUGGGUACCACACACACACACACACACAAAAGAUAUACGUCCAUACACAUACAAACACAUGGCCACACAAUCUCACAGGCCAAGAGAAAUAGAGACACAGAAACCCUCACAGGCUGAGCAACACAGAUAGGCCAUGACACAUGCAUACAAAUGUGCUUGCAGACAUACUGAGAAAAGAAAACACACAGGCUAAGAAAAAAUGUGGACACACUCACCCACAAACACAGACCGGGACCAACGCUAGGCAUGACAGGAACCUACAUAUGUAUGUACCUCCAUGGGAACCUCAAAGACAUACUCACACCUGCCCACCCAGAAAGCACAGAGCUGAGACAUGACAGAAGGAGCAACACGGAUACACACAGAAACACAGCAGAGAAGCUGUGGCAUCCUUGCUGGCUCGGUGACCCUGGGCAGUAUGUCACCUCUCCGCAUCUCAGUUUUCUCAUCUGCCGAAAUGGGUCAUGAUGGUUCCUACCUCACGGGUUGUGGAAAGGAUGAAACAAGUUACCUCGCCUAAAGCACAGGAAGAGAGCAGUGCCUGGCACACAGCUGUCUUAGAGCAGUGUCUGCUCUUCCAUGCAGACACAGUCAGGGAUCGAGCCACAGUCACUUACCCCUCGCCUGCAUCUGCCCCCAGGCCUCUCCCCCUUCAGAAGGCCUUGCCCCUCCCAGGCCUCAUACCUGGCCCUUCCUUGAUCUUCCCCCCACUUACUUCCCUACCACCCUUUUCUCUUCCUGCUCAGUCCCCAGGGAUCAAAAUCCAGGCCGGGUCCAGUUGUCCUGUGACCAUUUAGGGCAAAAGGCUAGUGCCCAGGCAGCAGGACCCUCACCCUUCCCUCUGCCCCAGUCCUCACCCAAGGCCCUGAUGGCCUGCCCCUGCCCCAGUGCUCUCUGCCUCAGAUUCUUGGCAAACCUCUAUCAAACUCAGCAUCCCACCCUCCCUGUUCCAUCCGGCCCAGCCCCCAGGGAGCCGCCUGGAACAAGGCAAAGGGCAGCGCCUGGGAUCCAGCCUCUUCCUCACUGCUUUGUGCAGGUUACUUCUUCUGUCCAGGUCUCCUGUGCCCUCAUGUUCGAUAAGGAGCCCUACCCCACAGACAGGAAGUAAAUGACAGCUGCUUUAUAAAAUGGGAAACCGCAGCCAUGCAAUAAAUACCACGCUAGCCCUGUGCCGGGCAUGCGCAAGGGCUGGGGGUACGGCAGUGAACAAAACAAAGUCCCUGCCCACAGGGAGCCUGUAAUCUAUUGUCAGACACAGAAAGCAAACAGCACAAGCAGUAAAUUGUACAGUAUGUUAGAUGGAAAACUGACCCGAUACACAUCUCAGUGAGGCUGAGUGAGAACCACAAAGCAAACCACGAGCAGAAAUGCCGCCGUGGGGUCCUGCUUACCAAGAUCAUUUCCGGCCCUCAGCAGGCAGGAUGGCCAAGCGCAGUUUCCGGAUGAGGAGACCAAGCUCAUCUAGGAUCACCUGGCCAGUGGCUUAGGCCAGUGUUCUGUUGUCACAGCCACCAAGCUCAGAGCUGCCUCCAGAGGCCUCUGUCUGUCCAUCCGUUUGUGCGUCCUGGGGAGGGGUGGGCCCGUCCCAAACUCCCAUCCAGGCCCUCCUGCCCCCACUCUUACUCUUCCCUUUCCUUCUUCAAAUAUUUGCUGAGCACCUGCUACAUGCUAGGCCCCAUGAUGGCCCCUGGGGCCAUCCCAUGCCCCCAUGGGCACGAUAUCCCAGGCAGAGUGACAGGGGAGGAGUCACCUACAGCCAAGCACAUGACACCGAGGCCUCUCAUUUGCACAGGCCUCUUCCAAGGGCCUGUACCUAAUAUCAUACUUGUGGUUUUCUAUUCUUUUUCCUAAAGAGCCCCACCUCCACUUGUAAAAGUGUCAGAGCUCCAUGAAGCCUGGUUUUGCCCCUGGGGGACACAAACAACACACAUGGAAACAAAUAAAUGGAAAACUGCAAAUAUAUAAAAUUCUAGGAAGAACAACUUAAAGAUGAUGGCAGAAAGCAGUGGUAGGGGGUGCAUCUUAGAUGGGGGGAGCCCUCCUGGAGGAGGUGAGAAGCUGAGUCCUGAGGGUGAGAAAGAGCUGGCCAGGCAAGGAGCACGUGGCAUAACGGAGGUGAAGUGCGUCUGAGCUUCAGUUUCCCGUGUGUGAGGUGGGAAUGACAGUCACAGCAGGAUGGGCCGGAAGGGUUAGUGGCAGGUACAGGGUGCCCAGUGUGGGAACACCACACAGCAGGACCUGCGGCUUGGGCCCCCUGGCUGAGCUUGGCACUGCCCUUAAUCGGCUGUUGUCCUCCUGGGAGGGACAGGCAAGGCUGGCUGCCCUCUCUCUGCCCACCAGCUGGGGCCAGCUGGGCCACGGCCAGUCUGGGGGCAGGAGCUGCGAUCAAUCAUGGUGCUUCUGCUCCCUGAAUCCACCCUGGGGAGAAGGAGGGCAGCCAGGCUGGGUGAGAGGGCAGACUUUGUUCAGGACCAGGGUGAGACUUCUGGGUCUAAGGGAGGAGGGGACAGGGGACCUGCACGCCUCAGUUUCUAACUGUUGAGGGGACUAGGGGUCUGGACUCCUGGGACUGAGGGAGGAGGGUCUUGGUGGCCCAAAUUCCAGGGUUCAAAGGCAGAGGAGGCUGGGCAAUGACUGGGAGUUGGGCCCCAGGCUCUGUUUACAGCACUGGGUUCUCACUGUCCUUUCUGGGUGGGAGGUGGAGCUGGUGGCCACACCCUGGGCAGGCUGGGCCCCUCCCCGGGAUUAUCAUCCCAGGCUGCAACUGGCACAAGCCGCAGUCAGCAGCAGUCCCAGCCCUGGGGAGCUCUGAAGAGGCCUGGGAGGGCCAGGGCCCUGGGGAGACAGCACGGCGGCUGUCAAGCGUCUUUGCAGGUGUUCGGGAACAGGCACUGGGGCUGGAGCCAACCUUGGGCCGCCUGCUGAGCGUGGCACACCUCUUUGACCUGGAUGCAGAGACGCCGGCCAACGGGUACCGCAGCCUGGUGCACACAGCCCGCUGCUGCCUGGUGCACCUGCUGCACAAAUCCCGCUACGUGGCCUCCAACCGCCGCAGCAUCUUCUUCCGUACCAGCCACAACCUGGCCGAACUCGAGGCCUACCUGACCGCUCUCACCCAGCUCCGUGCUCUGGCCUACUACGCUCAGCACCUGCUGGCCACCAACCAGCCCGGGAAGCUCUUCUUCGAGGGUGAUGAGAGGGUCAUUGCCGACUUCCUGCAUGAGUACAUCACUCUGCACAAGGGCUGCUUCUAUGGCCGCUGCCUGGGCUUCCAGUUCACGCCCGCCAUCCGGCCAUUCCUGCAGACCAUCUCCAUCGGGCUGGUGUCCUUCGGGGAGCACUACAAACGCAACGAGACGGGCCUGAGUGUGACAGCCAGCUCCCUCUUCACCGGUGGCCGCUUUGCCAUCGACCCAGAGCUGCGUGGGGCCGAGUUUGAGCGGAUCGUACAGAACCUGGACGUGCACUUCUGGAAAACCUUCUGGAAUAUCACAGAGAUCCAGGUGCUAUCGUCUCUAGCAAACAUGACAUCAGCUACCGUGAGGGUAAGCCGCCUGCUCAGCCUGCCACCCAUCACCUUUGAAAUGCCGCUGACUGCUGACCCCAAGGUCAUGGUCACCAUCUCACCCCCACUGGCCCACACAGGCCCCGGGCCUGUCCUCGUCAGGCUCAUCUCCUAUGACCUGCGUGAAGGACAGGACAGUGAGGAGCUCAGCAGCCUGGGGAGGUCCGAGGGCCCCAGAAGCCUGGAGCUGCGGUCCCGCCCCCAGCAGGCACCCCGUUCAAGGUGCCUGGUAGUGCACAUCCAUGGCGGCGGCUUCGUGGCCCAGACCUCCAAAUCCCAUGAGCCUUACCUCAAGAGCUGGGCCCAGGAGCUGGGCGCCCCCAUCCUCUCCAUCGACUACUCCCUGGCCCCCGAGGCCCCCUUCCCCCGGGCGCUGGAGGAGUGCUUCUACGCCUACUGCUGGGCCGUCAAGCACUGUGCCCUCCUUGGCUCAACAGGUGAGCGGAUAUGCCUCGCAGGAGACAGCGCAGGCGGGAAUCUCUGCUUCACCGUGUCCCUUCGGGCAGCGGCCUAUGGGGUGCGGGUGCCAGAUGGCAUCAUGGCAGCCUACCCGGCCACAAUGCUGCAGGCUACCGCCUCUCCUUCCCGCCUUCUGAGCCUCAUGGACCCCCUGCUGCCCCUCAGCAUGCUCUCCAAGUGUGUCAAUGCCUAUGCUGGUGGGGAGACCGAGGACCACUGUGACUCGGACCAGAAGGCGCUGGGCAUGGUGGGGCUGGUGCAGCGGGACACAGCCCUGCUCUUCCGAGACCUCCGCCUGGGUGCCUCCUCGUGGCUCAACUCCUUUCUGGAGCUGAGCGGGCAGAAGUCCCACCCGAACUCGGUGCCCAUAGCAGAGCCAAUGCGGUGCAGUGUGUCUGAAACAGCACUGGCCCAGCCUGAGAGCCCAAAGGGAACGGACUCCCUCAAGGGCCUGACGCUGCAUGACCUGAGCCUAAGGGGCAGCUCUGAGACACCGGACACCCCGGAGCUGUCACUGUCAGCGGAGGCACGUGGCCACUCCACACCCUCAGCCGUCAACUUCUUACUUCGGCCUGAGGAUGCAUCUGAAGAAUCUGAGGCCGGGGAUGAGCUGAGCACCAAGGAUAGAGUGUAUGCUGCCUUCCCUGAGGGUUUCCACCCCAGGCGCUCCAGCCACGAUGUCAAACGGGUGACCCUCUACUCGUCGCCCAUCCUCAAGAAUCCCUUCAUGUCACCGCUGCUGGCACCUGACAGCAUGCUGCAGACCCUGCCACCUGUGCACAUCGUGGCGUGCGCGCUGGACCCCAUUCUGGAUGACUCAGUCAUGUUCGCGCGGCGGCUACGCAGCCUGAGCCAGCCCGUGACGCUGCGCGUGGUGGAGGACCUGCCGCACGGCUUCCUGAGCCUGGCGGCGCUGUGCCAGGAGACGCGGCAGGCCGCGGCGCUGUGUGUGGAGCGCAUCCGCCUCGUCCUCAAUCCGCCGGCCCCGCUGGUCUGAGCCGUGGGACGGAGCCAGGCCACGCGGGGAGAGGGGGGCUGCCGGGGGCUACACUAAAGGCCUCUCGUACCCAUCUGCUCAGGGCUCCGCAGUGAAUGCGCCUCGGAAAGGGCGGCGGGGACCCCUGCCACGCCUCCCGGCCCAUCCGGCCCCUCCCUCGGGCCGGGCGGAAGGGGGCGGGCUGUGCCUUAAAUCGAGGGUGCGGCAAGGGGGGGGCGGGGCGAGGGCCCCCGAAAGCUAACACCCUGGCCUGCGGGAGGGGGACGCCCAGAAAGCAUCUCCGAGACAGCUGGACCUGCACUCCACCACUGCCUUCUGCUGCCGCGACCUCCGCAGGGGCGGAGCCUGACCCUACUUUGCAGGACGGUUUGCUUUGUUUGCUUUUUGUAAAUAAAAGUAUUUAAUUAGUUUG
Globicephala melas (long-finned pilot whale) is the source of this 6267-nucleotide messenger RNA. It is a transcript of the gene LIPE, whose product is annotated as lipase E, hormone sensitive type. Gene Ontology annotation, cellular component: cytosol. NCBI's taxonomy places the organism in Eukaryota, Metazoa, Chordata, Mammalia, Artiodactyla, Delphinidae. Gene Ontology annotation, biological process: cholesterol metabolic process; triglyceride catabolic process. The record is from RefSeq and is a predicted model, not a curated record. Gene Ontology annotation, molecular function: triacylglycerol lipase activity; sterol ester esterase activity.